This is a messenger RNA of Adineta ricciae, 1488 nucleotides long. The record is from the annotation of a GenBank genome assembly. Lineage: Eukaryota; Metazoa; Rotifera; Eurotatoria; Adinetida; Adinetidae.
AUGUGGGAUUUCAUUGUCGAUCAAUUAUUACCAAUAUUAAUUAUUGUUAUAUUUAGUAUUGCUUUAUUUAUUCGUGUAUUAAAACAAAAACAACGAAUGUGUCGUACAAUUCAUUGGCGAAAACAUCGAAAAAUGACAAUACAAUUAUUAUCAAUAUCAUUUGUUUAUUUAAUUAUAUUAUUACCUUAUGCAAUUGUUUAUAUUAUUCGUUUAAGUGGUUUAAAAAAUGCAUUCAGUAAUGAAUUUUAUGCAUAUACAGUUUUCUUUAGUUAUUUUAUUCUUCUUCUUUUUCCAUUUGUCUGCGCUUUAUCAUUACCUGAAUCAUUAAUUAAACUGAAGAAUUUCUUUCAAUUAAAACAACAACAACAGACAAAACCAACUAACCAACCGAUCUUCACUAAAAUAAAAAGUCACGACAAGAUUUUCCAGGAUCGUCCGUUCUCCAUUAUUUGUCAUUUACCUUUUAAAGAUCCACGAAGUACUCCAUGUGAUGAUACAUUUUGUCUUGAAUGUAUAUCAAAAUGGAUUCAAACGCAAAAUCGAUCGUGUCCAGUAUGUCGAAGAUCUUUAUCAAUUGACGAAUUGACACAAGUCAAUCGUCCAAUACGCAAUAUGUUGGAUCGAAUUCGUGUGAAAUGUACAACUUGUGGACAAAGUGAAUUGUCGCGUGGUAAUUUCAAAGAACAUGUCGAGAAAACUUGUCCCAAAAUGCAAAUAUUAUGUUCAUCGGCAGAUAUUAAAUGUCCUUGGGAAGGACAAAGAGAUCAAUUAGAUGAGCAUUUAUCGAAUUGUGCUUUUCAUUCUUUACGAUACAUUAUUACACCACUUAUGACUGAAAAUGAGCAACUUAACGAACUAAUCAGUAACUUUCGUAGUGAUAAUCAACAAUUACGAGAACAAACAGGUCAUUUGACGAUUCAAGCAAAUAAAUAUCAAAGAGAAAUUCAAGAUUUAAAUCAACAAAUAGCACAACUUAGAACUCAACUUCAAAAUCAGCAAAUUAAAGAGCAAGAAAGACAUAAAACUUCGAUAUUCAAUGAGAUGAUUCAUUCGAACAAAAAUAUGCAAAUGGUUCCAAAUGGUAUUUCAUUAUUGAAAGGUGUUUGGGAAUACAUUGAUGGAGAAAAUUUUGAUAGUUUUAUGAAAGAGAUUGGCGUGGGUAUGGCAACACGUUUACUUACAAAAGGUCUCAAACUACGUCUUAUUAUCGAUGAGAUCACAAAUGAAUGGACUGUACGUUUUGAAUCUACUAUUAAGGUAAUUGAGUAUAAAUUCGUACCCGGUGUUGAAUUCCAUGAAACAACAUUCGAUGGACGCGAAGUGAAAUCGAUUGUGAUCUUUUCAGCUAAUAAAUGGAUACAUCAAAUGCUUGAUAAGAAUGGAGAGAAAUCGGUGAUUAUUCGUUAUGUCGAUCAAAAUGAUAUGCAGCUAGUUGAAAUGGAAUGCGGAAUAGUUAAAGCUCGCCGUUGGUAUAAACGUGCCACUUAG